CAAGAGAACUGCAGCGGGUGGAGCGGCACAAGUCACUGAGAUAAAGGGGACGCAGGAAACGAAAACCUGGGAUUGAAGAGUACAUUUAUCGAAGUCUUCCAUAGAAUUAGGCCGCGAGCUCUUGUUGCAGUUUGUGGAGUUACCUCGCUGAAGAGUAACGUCAGCCGUAUCUGCAGGCUGGAACUAUUGAUGAACCGCUGAACUCACUGGAAAAGGCGUCGCUGACUGACUGAGCAGAGACUAUCUCCCCUCCCUCUUAAACCCAUACAGCCUCUAUGCUCAUCAACCUGACGGUGGCCAUCAAGGAAUCUCGUGCCUUUCAUGGAACACAGCCUGCCCUCCCCGCCGAUGCCCCUGACACUGUGGGAGUGACAGCCAUGGAGUCGCGUCCGCUGCUGGUCGCCCCUCCACCGCCUCCUCAAACACCUCCGACACCUCCGCCUCCGCCUCCGCCUCCCCCUCCACCCCCUCCGUUGCCACCACCGCCUGGGUCCUCCUCGCCUUUCAGCCGGUCCGACAGCGCCCGUCGGAGCCGGCUGAGGAAGCUGAACUGGGAGCGCAUCCCCAAAGAGAAGGUGGAGGGGAGGAAGAGUGUGUGGAACGGGGCGGCUCCGGGCGAGGACGAGUUCCCCAUCGACCUCCAUUCUCUGGAUGAGCUGUUUGGUCAGAAGGACAGUAAGCCUCAGGACAGAACCAGCACCCUGAGACGCCGGUCUGCUCUGCUGCGCUGCAGGUCCCCACAGGACAGCUCAGAAGAGAUUUCCCUGUUGGACUCCAAACGCAGUAUGAACAUGGGCAUAUUUCUACGCCAGUUUAAGAUGCCAGCUAAGGAGAUAGUUGAGGAUAUCAGGCACGGUGCUGGGGGCCGUUAUGGAGCAGAGAAGCUCACAGAGCUCUGCAAAUUGUUGCCUGACAAUGAGGAGGAGUCCCGCCUGAAGAGGUUCAGUGGGGAGCGGAGGUGGCUUGGAGAGCCUGAUCUUUUCCUGCUGCUUUUGGUAGAAGUCCCCAGUUUUCGGCUUCGUCUGGAUGCCAUGAUCCUGCAACAAGAGUUUGACCCCGCUGUGACCUCUCUGUGUGUGGCAGCCACAUGUCUGAGGGAGGCGGCCAGAGAACUGCUGAGCUGUCCUGAAUUACACUCCAUCCUUCGUUUGGUGCUGAAAGCAGGGAACUACAUGAACGCUGGUGGAUAUGCGGGGAACGCUGCUGGUUUCCGAAUUUCAUCGCUGCUCAAACUGGCUGACACCAAAGCCAACAAGCCGGGGAUGAAUCUGCUGCAUUUCGUUGCAAUGGAAGCUGUGAAAAAGGACCAGAGUUUACUUUUAUUUCCCAGCCAAAUAGGCCAUGUUGGCUCCGCCUCCAGGUUGAGUGAGGAGUCGGUGCUGGAGGACUUAUCCAAGUUAAAAAGCAGGGUGGUGGCCCUCAAAGCAAACACCCAGACUGAGGCAGAGAUUCAGCAGCACACUAAACUUUUCCUUGAAGUGGCUGAGGAGCGUCUGAAGGAGGCAGAGGAUGAGGUGGAGGGCAUGAGGAUGUCUAGCCAGGCUCUGGUGGAAUUCUUCUGUGAAGAUGACAGCACCUUCAAACUAGAGGAGGCGUGCAGGGUCUUCCAUUCGUUUUGCCUCCGCUUCCAAAGAGCUGUGCAGGAGAAUGCGGAGCGGGAACUGAAGGAGCAGAAACGUCUGGAGCGUCAACGUGAGAUGGUGGAAAAGCGUCGUUCCCUGGCUGUUUGUACCGGGCUGGACCCGAGCCUCAGCCUCGCCAGAGAGCCUCGGCCUCAGGAGAACCAAGGAGAGCUGGAGAAACUGCUGGAGAAGAACUUGAGCUACACUUGGAGUCGUCGCAGCCUGAGAAGCUCUGAGUCCCGCAGACACUCCCAUCACCUCCACAACGACGCCAUGCUCGAGAGCUUCCCCGAGCUUGGCAGCAGCCCCACGUCGACCAGUUGUCACUCCAACAGCUCCUCCGACCACGAGACCACCGCUGUGCUUUGUAGUUCCCCAGAGACUGGCGUCACAUGCUCCCCCUUUGACCAAGAACCUGUUUUGGGUCAAGGGAGCAGGUAUCGGUACAGCCGAGCAAAAAACGAGAACACAGAUGACGUUCAGGGCUCGCACGCCGCCAUGUUUGGACCCUCUCGGCACGGACGUGGCUUCACAGUCAAGCAGCAAGGGACUGACAGCAUUUCGUAUGUGCUGCAAGGCCAAACGAAGACAACCAGACUUGAAAAAGAAGCAGAGAUUUUAGAAGAGCACGUGGUUUCGAUGACCACUGAAUCUUGUACAAACUCUGCUGCUAGACCCUCCAAUAAACCUGUCCUUUGUGUUAAAAACCAGACCCCCACUCAAAGGCAGAUGUUUGGCAUGCCAGGUACAGAAAAGACUCAGCCAGUUCAGAGUAAAUCUAAUGGCUCUCGUGUGAAUGAGUCAGCAUCUCACUCUCUUCAUACUAGUGGAAUACUUUCUCACAGUGACACCAGGACUGGAUCGUUAAGGUACCAGAGAUCUGAGAGUCAAUUGCAAUCAUUUGUAAGUGCUUCGGAGAGUAUCCAGUCCCAACCUCAGGCGAGAGAGACGCCCACUGUAACACGUCCUGUGAUGCCUUUGCCCGAUGGAGGUUUGACAAAGCCCACAAAAACAGAAGUGGCCUCCACACCUGUGGAGGAAAACUGGAUGCCCUCGAGUCUACCGGAGUCCAGCCAAUCACAGCGACAGGAGUACUCUGACUUGCCAAGUACUGAGAGGGAGUCGGCAUGUCCGUACUCCCGCGUGGGCGAAACACUGGAGUGCCACACUCUGGUGAAAGGCCUCCGAUCCUAUGAUGCCAUGUCAACCCCAACCUCCCCACUCCCACGACCCGUACCCAGCCUCUGCUCCAAGUGGAGGAAAGAGCGGGAGGGUGACCUGCGAGCGGGGACAACUCCAGGGUCUCCUACAUCAAAGGAGGAGACUCGAACCGUGAAGAUCCCCUUGCGUAGUGGAAUAGGGGCCAAAAGGGGACUUGUGUCACGUGCAGGACCUUCCAAUAGCAGAAGCAUUCCCAGGGUGCUCUCCAAAACUGAGCCUUCAAAUGGAGCCCCAAACCCUGCGAACACAUCCACUCCCAGCCGUCUGUCUAGUCCUCGCAGCAUAUCCAUGCGCUCGUCGCCCAUCACGCAGCCUGCAGCAGUUCAGACAGAUGUGAAGCGCAGUAAUAGCACACGGGAGAGGACUAUAAGUGAGCCACAGACCACAGGGAAGCCCACCUUAACCCGCAGGACCUCAGACAGAUCCGUACCAGAGAAGGUCUCCGGCAUCACCCAGCUGGCCUUCGUCAGAGGAAUCCCUCUCCGCGUGUCAAAAAGACUCGCCCCAAACUCUGAGACUCAGGCGCCCUAUCAGCCUCGCACCGCCCACAGCCCGUCAUCCGUCACGGCCAAGACCAUACGCACGGCUGUCAAUUCUGCCGUCCAAAAUAAAACUGCCAAGACAACAAGCACCUCUCCUCCGAGCUCUAAAAUCCCUACAGUUUCAAGGAUUCCUGGUCCCAAAAUGACGCGGGCUACUGCAGCUUCGCCAAUGUGGAGGUGAUGACGAAGUGCUUAUAAUGGCUUAUAAAAACCCUUUUAACACUGUUUAUGCUUUCAUGAAUUUCAGUCUGAUAUAAACAGUGUGGGUCUUCAUGAAGAGUGUUAAAAUUCAACUUUUAUGAAGUUUGUAUGUGGUUCUGAGUGCUUCCGUUCUACAUAAGUGAGAGGACACUGCAUUGGGAGCAUCGGGGACAAUUUAUCUUAUGUGUUUUACCCAAUAGCAGAAUAAAUCCUACCUCCUUUUUACACCCAUGUGUGUCCUUUGCAGGCAAUAGGACACCUUACGACCACCCGUCUUACAGUAACUCCUCAUAUACAUAGAACAGCAGUGAAAUGGGAGCAAAUCGGUCAGUAAAACACAACCAACUGACAUUACUCUGCCUAGUCCGUUCAAGUGUGCUUUGAAAUAAAUUAUAUUUGGGGAAACAGUUUCAAUCUUUUGAAAAAAAGUAGUUUUGUCUAAAUGUUUUGAUUACUGUCACCCCUUCGCUAAGUGAUCUUACUGUACAGUCCGAACUGAACUCAACAAGGAACUCGGUACAAUAUUGACUUGUUUAUCCUCCUGUUGAGAGGCCUCUUUGUUCUGAUGCACUUUAAAA
Molecule: messenger RNA, 4164 nt
Organism: Cyclopterus lumpus (lumpfish)
Lineage: Eukaryota; Metazoa; Chordata; Actinopteri; Perciformes; Cyclopteridae
Gene: fhdc2
Product: FH2 domain containing 2
Exons: 12
Coding region: 276-3566 (1096 amino acids)
Source: RefSeq, a predicted model, not a curated record